Messenger RNA from Osmerus eperlanus (European smelt), 1881 nucleotides. It is a transcript of the gene tspan4b, whose product is annotated as tetraspanin 4b. Gene Ontology annotation, cellular component: plasma membrane. Bases 425 to 1111 code for a protein of 228 amino acids. Lineage: Eukaryota; Metazoa; Chordata; Actinopteri; Osmeriformes; Osmeridae. The record is from RefSeq and is a predicted model, not a curated record. The transcript is spliced from 8 exons.
GUGGGGUAGCAACAGACACAUCUGGAAGUUGUUGAGAAGUAAGCAAGGGAGGGAGAAAGAAAGAGACAGCAAGAGAGAUAUAGGAAGAGGGAGAAAGAGGAGGCAAUGUUCUGUUGUUAGUAAAGAAAAGAGGGAGACAAACACAGAGAAAGAGAAAACAGAGAAAAAAAAUACAAUUCUGUUCUUCUACAGGUUAAGAACAACACACACAUAAGUCGAGAAAAGCAAGGAGAAAGGCUGUGGAAUACCUCAAAUUGUCAACUGUGGGCGUUAUUUCUUUGUGAAGUGAUUUAGGGUUCUAAAGGGAGAAAAUUAUAAAUAAUCAAAACUCCAGGGACCAACCAAAGAAAGAAAACAAGAACAAAACAGAAGACCUUUCUCACUCUCACUCAUCAGUUAAGUCUUUGGAAUCGAUUCCCUCAGGAUGUCAGCCUCACAAAGGUGGCUGUGCUGUGUCAAAUAUCUCAUGUUUGUCUUCAACCUCAUCUUCUGGCUAGGAGGGUGUGGUCUGUUUGGUGUAGGGGUGUGGCUCUCCUUCACCCAGGCGGAGUUCUCCUCCCUGCCAGUGUCCUUCCCCUCCCUUUCAGCUGCCAAUCUAUUACUGGUUGCCGGGGGCGUCACUAUGGUAACAGGCUUCCUGGGUUGCCUUGGUGCCCUGAAAGAGCAGCGCUGUCUAUUGAUGACGUUCUUUGUCAUCCUCUUGCUCCUGGUGCUGACGGAGGUGACUCUGACGCUAGUCCUGCACAUAUUUCGCAAAGAGCUAGACACCCAUGCCCAGGAUGAGUUAAAGAAGGGAAUGUUUGAUGAAGGACUGAGGAAGUCAUGGGACAAUGUUCAAAAAAUGUUCAAGUGCUGUGGCGUGACAAACAAGACAGAUUGGUACUUGGUGACAAACGGAACCCUCCCUUCAUCUUGUUGCUCCGUUAGGACAGAGCAAUGUGAUGACGGAUGGAGUGAGCCGUGUUAUCAGAAGGCCAGACAGUGGCUCUUGGACAACAUCCCCUCCGUUCUAAUGUUUGGAGUUUGCAUCAGCAUCAUUCAGAUCCUGGCCUUGGUCUUUUCCCUACUUAUGUACUGUCAAAUCAUGUGUGCUGAGAAGUACUUGGACUGACCUGGAUCUGCAUCCUGCAGACAUAACAAUGAGAAAUACCUUUUCAGGAAGGCAAACUAUGAACUCACCAGGGAACAGAAAAUGGUAGUUACAUUUACAUUUCAUUUAGCAGACACUCUUAUCCAGAGCGACUUACAGUAAGUACAGGGACAUUCCCCCCGAAGCAAGUAGGGUAAAGUGCCUUGCCCAAGGACACAAUGUCAUUUAGCUUGACCAGGAAUCAAACCGGCAACCUUCUUAUUAAUAGCCCAACUCCUUAACCGCUCAGGCAUCUGACUCCAUAGUUAAGGUGAUAAGGGGGUGGAUGAGGGAGAUUGAUAGAUACAGGGUCGAUCAGUGCACUAAAACCAUGCAUUUACCCAAUUCCAAAUCAACUUCCCAUUCUUUGAACUGAUGUGCCAUUGUAAUGAAGGAUCCUGUUUAUUUUCUAACACCUAUCUAAUCCUGGAUAGGUACUGUACUGUGAUUGUCCAAAAUGAAUAAAGUUGUAGAAUAACCAUUUUGGUGAACUUCACAUGAAAAUAUAAAGUAGCUCCACAUCAAUAACUACCAAAACACAAUACCUUUUUGUGCUAAGUAGAAUUUAUUUUUAUUUGAAAGGUUAAACUGCUAGCUAAACAUGAGCCUUAACACAUCUUUUUUGCGAUUUCUCUGAAUACAUUUGGAGUGGUUGUUGUAAACUUGCACAUAUUGUAAAAUACAUACAAUCAAAUGACAUUAUAAUGUACUAAUAGGCGAUAUAUUCCAAUAAACUGCUAUUCCAGACUGUC